GGCAGAGCGGCAAGUGUGCGAAUCAUUUGCUGCUGCUGCUGCUGCUGCGGCACCUGAAGUAUUAUUUAGGUCUAUCGUGCCUGUUAGCGUUAGCGUCGGGCUCUCAAUCCUGUGCCGUGCCCUUUCUCCUCGACCUCGCCGCGUGCUUGUACGGUGUACCACUCAUAGACUGAUUGUAUUUCUCACCCGCACGCACAUUACUAAAAACACAUAGUUGGAGUUCUUCCUCUCUCGAGUCAGCACCAGCUGAUCGUUGAGUAUGUCCUCUAAGCCCCCUGCGCGGACGGCGCGGCCACCAGGGAUUGACUGGCAAGACUCCUACUUCUCACUGGAUGAGCGCUACCGUCAGCUGCAAAAGAGUUUCCACGAGCAGGAGCAGGCGCUGAAACUCAUGAAAGUCGCCCGCCGUAAGAACGAAGCCCCGCCAAAAGGUCCGUCUCUCUCCUCCACGUCGGCGCGUCAACCGUCCUCGUGGGCUACAACACACGCCGCGGGUAACCCAGCUUUGACCUCGUCGUACGGCUACGAAAACGUUGCCGACAGCCGAGGUAGACUACACCCUCCCUACAGAGCCCGCCCGCGCACUUCGGACGCUGGACCCUUUCAUCCUCCACUCAAUCCAGUUUCUCCCGCUUUUACGCAACAAAGUCACGCCGCGUUUGAGCACGUCGCCAGUGACGCGUUAAGCCCUAGCGCCGAUCAAGAAGGCCCACUCAGAAGAGGGGACUGCGCUCCACCAGCUGCACCGCACAGCUUACCUUCCACUUCUUUUUCACCCUCUCCACAACCCGAGCAACAAUCGGGUCCUACUACUAGUAGCACACAGGAGUACGUCUCCGUGCCCUCCGCUGCCCAACCGCAAGCCGCCCGCGCAGCCGCCAUCGCCGAGGCCAGCGCCUGGGGAGACGCGGCGGCCCUGCCGGACCCCGCCAUGGUGUGGGGCACCGACGGGCAGAGCAGCAUGCAGAACUACGUCGUGGCCAGCGCCCUCUACCACGCCAACGAGGAACUGCGGCGCAAGCUGAAUGAGUCGUCAGGCACCUUGCAGACCUUUCAGCGGGAGCUGGCCGGCAGUCGCGCCCAGUGUGCGGCGGUGCAGACUCGGCUGGACAACGCGGCCCAGCAGAUGCACCAACUCGUGCGGGAGCGGGACUUGGCCACGCAGAAGCUCACCAACGCCAGCCACACCAUCGCCGAUAUGGAGCGCACCCUGCGCGAUCGCGUCGGUGAAGAGGAAAAGAUACGCUUCUCCAUGGAGACGCAGAUCGCCGAACUCCGCAGUCGUCUCGUAGUGGGGGCAGACAGCAAUGAACUGCUGCAGAAGGACGUUCGCAGCUUGCUGACUGAGACGCGCGAUCGCACCGGGGAGGUAAUGCAGCUGCGCUCGAAGCUCGCCUUGGCGGAGUCCGCUCUCUCGGCGCAGAGGAACGCAAACGAAAACAUGCUGGUGGAACUGAAGAGCCUCAACGCGCAGCUUGUUGAGGAGCGGAAGCGGCUCAUCACCGUCACCCGCGAAGCGCAGGUGGCCUCGCUGAGCGGGACGCGCGUCGCUGACCUGGAGGCGCAGCUGCGACGUGUGCAGGCGGAGCGCAACUCAAUCGAGCACGAGCACGUCGGACUCAUGUCAGAGUUUGUGCGAGUGACCGAAGAGGCGCUGCGGCACGCCCGGGAGGAGGUGCGAACCGACGUGGCGGACUGGAAGGCGGCGGCGGGGCACUGGGAGCAGGUGUCCCAGUUGCUCUACAAGGAUAUAGCGGAGCGCACGCAGCAGCAUCUGCAGUGCCGCGCAGACUGUGAGGAAGCAAAGGAGCAGCGUGAUACGGCAGCGCUGCAGGCACGCGCGCUGAAGGACGAGGUCGCGUUGCUCGCGGCGAAACUCGACAUCGUCUGGCCAAGCCAUGUGGCCGAUACCAAAGACCUUACGGUCGACGACAUCCAGAACGUGUUCGGCCGCAAGGACCGCCAGGGCAUCUUGCUUUUUGACGAGCGGUGCCGAAAGGCGACAGCCGCGGCCGCGGCGAAGGCUGCAGCGCGUCGCCGCCGUGAGCAGUGUGCUUCAGAGGCCAAAGAGCCGGGAGAGGCCAACGGUGUGGAGAGCGAACCGGGCUCGGAGGAGGAGACAACAGAGGUGCAGGAGGACGAGGGCUUCAAGUUGACGGCAAGUUUCUUAGCCGACCUUCCCGCCGAUCCGACCAGUGCGGCUGCCCAACUGCAAGAGCUGCACGAGGUGAAUGCGACGCUGCUCUCCGAAGUCCAUCGGCUCCAGCUCACAAACGACCUGCUGCAAGACCGGCUGGACAGUCUGGCGGGUCAGCAAAAGGAUGAGCGGGCACGCAUGGCGGCUGCCGAGACUUCCCUCCAGCGGCGCGAAAAGACGGGUCACAAGCUGCUGGAGAGGCAGCUCGAUCGUGUAGCCUUCCUUGAGGCCCAGGUCAAGUCCCUGCGUGGCUAUCACGUCGCAUCCAACGCGCCCAUCGACCAACUCGGCGACAAUGAAAACAUCUUCGAGCUCUUCCUCGGCCAGCUGGUGGCAGCGGAGGUGCCGGAGGGGGUGGGGGUGCCGGACCUCUUCUCUCACGUCUUCUGCUCCGUUGACUUUCUGCUGCACGAGACCAUCACAACUCCCACCGUGCGCGGCCUCAACGGCUUCUUCGACGUCACCGCGUCCUUCUGUGUCUCCAUGGACACGCUCCUUCUUUAUUAUCUCCACACACGCAAACUUCUGGUGCAGCUGCAUCGUGUGCGCAGCGAGGGCGAAACCACCGCCGCCAUCGCCGCCGCCACCACCGAGGCGAAGGAACCUCCCACAGGAGAGGCGGCGGGCGGCGGUGAACACCGAAGAGCUAAAAACGGUGGCGGGCGGGGCAGCCUUGGAGGAAGUAGUGCCGUCACGGGCAGCAGCAGCGCCAGCAGCAGCACCCACCCAAGUCUGCGCAUGGCGGAGAACAUGUUCGAGACCAUUGCAGAGGGCCAGGUGAGUUUGGUGGACAUCAUCCUUUCUGAAGAGUGUCGUCACUCUGCCCGGCCAACUAUGAAGGGUCACGUGCACCUCUACACACCAGGAAAGCGCCACAUCGCCUCACUGGAGCUCCGACUCACUGCGCGGCGGCCGUACUCGCCUGCGUUUCUGCGUGCGGUACAGGAGGCCGUAGAAAAGUCACGUACGAGGCUGGACGAUGGGGACGCGGUGCUUGACGCACCCACUUCGAAGGUUGGGGAGGACUCUCACUUGUUGGAUUGGAUGCGCAUGACAGCCAACACCUCUGCGGAGGCCGACUUGCAACCGAUGGGAGACGUUCGGCUGCCGCUUCGUGCGAGCCGUACCAACGCUGUGGCACCCGAUGUCACCAAGGACCAGCCGACGGAGCGCACGCUGCACUGGCCGUCGGCGCCCCUGCAGUCGUCCGCGACGGCUCUCUCGCGACUCCACCGCAGCCAAAUGCAACUCGUGCUGGUCGCCGAUGCCGACGACGCCACCUCGUCCAGCUCUUCGUUCUACGUGCAGCAACGCUCUCGCAUGUCGGAGACGAGCGGCGCCUUGGUGGUACACCUCCCCGCGCCCUCCCCUCCACCGUCGCGCUUUUCACGCAACGCGUCCCCGUGGUCUGCCCGCGCGCCGUCGUCGUCGUCCGCCGCCGAAGGAGUCGAAGAUGGCGGACGGGCAGACCCGUCGCAUCGCUUCAGCAGCUUCGCCGCACACGCGCCCGCCGAGCAAGAGUCCCGUUCGCCUUAUUACGGCCCCGCGUCCUUCAUCCACGUCGACCGAUCGCUGCUGACUCAGCCGACGCCGACCCGUGACAGCACCGGUGGCGCAUUGGCUGGUGCUGUUACGUGUUUGUGGGUCGAUGUGGAGAGACUGGAGCUGCCAGCGGACCUGCCGCCGCCUGUCCCGCGACUCUCGUGCUACUUCCGCGUGGAUGCGCUGCAGAAGGAGGUAUGGCUGGCUGCGCCGCCGACGGCACGCUACACGUGGCCCUACUCGGUGGACCGCUCACGCGACAGCGCGGCGACUACCCUUGGUAUCCCACUCCCGGUGCUGUCCAUCACUCAGCUCGCCGCCGUUGUGCGUGAGCCGCUGGUGCUGUUCUUCCUGGAUGCAGACGCGAUGGCCGCCCCGCCCCCGCCCCCGGCGACAGCAGGCAGCGACACGUGUGUAUGGGCGAUGGCGGUGUGCGAGUGGAACCAGGCGGUGCAGCACCCCGAUGAACCGCACGCCUUCCGUCUGCCGCUGAUACGCCGUGACCAGUCCGUCGUGGCCGGGGCGGUGGUGCGUCUCUCUCUCACGGCCACGACGACCAACAGCCACAACGCCACCACCCCGAGCGCUGUGCACGAGUACCACGGACAGCAACGAGCUCCUGCGGCUUUUGCAAGUGCUGCUGCAACGAGUUUUGGCGUGUACGCCGGGGGCACCGGUGCGAGCGCCACUGUCACACCUCCCCCUCCUCCUCCCUUUUCGAUGACGAAUGAGCUGCCCAGUGCGUCUGCACCUCCACCGAUGUCUGCCGUGCCAGCGCAGCAACCUCCGACAGGAGACGGGCCGCGUGCUUCGUCCAUGGAGGAGGAGCUUUUGCGGCUUGAGUACGAGCAGCGCCUUUCGCGUAAAGGAAUUUGA
Leptomonas pyrrhocoris is the source of this 4615-nucleotide messenger RNA. RefSeq lists its product as hypothetical. Gene Ontology annotation, cellular component: ciliary transition zone. Gene Ontology annotation, biological process: non-motile cilium assembly. The coding region runs from base 260 to 4615 and encodes 1451 amino acids. Lineage: Eukaryota; Euglenozoa; Kinetoplastea; Trypanosomatida; Trypanosomatidae. The record is from RefSeq and is a predicted model, not a curated record. The transcript has a single exon.